Molecule: messenger RNA, 1028 nt
Organism: Galeopterus variegatus (Sunda flying lemur)
Lineage: Eukaryota; Metazoa; Chordata; Mammalia; Dermoptera; Cynocephalidae
Exons: 9
Coding region: 1-849 (282 amino acids)
Source: RefSeq, a predicted model, not a curated record
AUGGAGGUGUACCCCCAGCGCCGGCAGGGGCUACCCCGCGCGCGGUCCUCCGGCGGCUCCCGUCGCGGGUCACCCUCCGUCAGUUGCAGCCGACUCCGCCAGGUUCAGAGCAUCCUGACCCAGAGCAGCAAGUCUCGGCCCGAUGGGAUCCUCUGCAUCCUAGGAAUCGAUAGCAGGUACAAUGAAGGCUGCAGAGAGCUGGCAAAUUAUCUUCUGUUUGGUUUGUACAAUCAGAAUACUAGUGAUUUUGAGAAAACGGGAUUUUCUGAAGAAGUUCUAGAUGAUGUAAUUAUAUUGAUUAAAUCAGAUAGUGUCCAUCUGUACUGUAAUCCUGUAAACUAUCGCUAUCUUUUACCCUAUGUGGCACAUUGGAGAAAUCUGCAUUUCCACUGCAUGACAGAAAAUGAGUAUGAAGAUGAGGAAGCUGCAGAAGAAUUUAAAAUUGCCAGCUUUGUGGAUAUGGUUCGAGACUGUAGUAGAAUUGGCAUACCUUACAGCUCUCAAGGUCACUUGCAGAUAUUUGAUAUGUUUGUGGUGGAGAAAUGGCCAAUUGUACAGGCCUUUGCACUUGAGGGCAUUGGAGGGGAUGGAUUUUUUACCAUGAAAUAUGAGUUGCAGGAUGUGAGUUUGAAUCUAUGGAAUGUCUACAGCAAGAUGGAUCCUGUGUCCCUGGAGAGUUUGCUUUCAGAAGAUUUGGUGGCUUUUGAACAUCAGUGGACUAGAUUCUUUGCUAAUUUUGACACAGAAAUUCCUUUCCUGCUGGAACUUUCAGAAUCUCAGGCGGGUGAGCCUUUCAGAAGUUACUUCAGUCACGGAAUGAUCUCCAGUCAUAUAACUGAAAACAGGUAAGGUUCUCAGGGAGGAAGUAUGAAUGGUGAUAGGGGUGACAAAGAGGGUUGACAAAGGAGGUGGAUAUGGGGGCACAUUCAAGUCCAGAAGCUAAAGUCAGGAAAUAUAGGUUGACUUUAGUUAUCACAGGGUUUGAAAUCUGUACUCUGCAAAUUCAUCUGUUGUACUGCUUUUGUAUU